Molecule: messenger RNA, 681 nt
Organism: Papaver somniferum (opium poppy)
Lineage: Eukaryota; Viridiplantae; Streptophyta; Magnoliopsida; Ranunculales; Papaveraceae
Product: probable E3 ubiquitin ligase SUD1
Exons: 4
Coding region: 1-681 (226 amino acids)
Cellular component (GO): endoplasmic reticulum membrane
Source: RefSeq, a predicted model, not a curated record
AUGGCAUCAAGUGCAACGAUAUCUAUGCCUUCUUUAUUGGAAAUUUUUCCAUCUGGACUUCUUUCACUGGAGAGCAGGGAAAGCACAUUUGCGGUUCAGCCAUAUCUGCAAAUCAUUGUUAUUCCAGUGUUAAUCGGGCUUCUAUUUGAGCUUUCUGUUAUGGUGCCAAUUCCAGCAUUGGUGGUUGAAGCCCCGGUUUUACUCUUGCGUCAGGAUUGGGUUGUGGGAUUCCUCUUCUUUAAGCUGUGGAGGACACUGGUUUUACUGAACCAUAGGAUUGUUCUGAUGGACGAAAGUUGGCGGUUUAAGUUUGAGAGGGUGAGAGAGAAUGAUUUCUUGAAGCUUCCAAGGCGUUGGAUGCUGCAGGAAAUAUUGAUUCCAAUCGUUAUGAAUCUGUUACUGUCUCUCUGCCUUCUCUACGUUUUGACAAGAUGGAUAGUUCCCUUGCUUUGGUUUUUGCUAACAGUAAAUUCAACUGUUUAUCGGUUUACUUGGGUAGCCUGUGUGACCAUAGUUGUACUGUUUUCCUGUGCCCAAAGAUUUAAUGGUUGGAUCACCAAGCUUCACAAUUCUAUCAGAGAUGACCGUUAUUCUGGUUUGGGGCUGCAAAAUUUUGGUGAAGCAGCAACGGAGAGCGAAAAUGAGAUUGGGAGAUGGCUAGCAGAGUCUCAUGGACUCUAA